GAGACACCUCACACUCUAAAUUUUUUAAGAAUAAAACAAAUAUAAAUUUCAAAUAAAUUAAUCUUAAAAAUAUAUAACUAAAUUUUAAAAAAUAUAAAAUAAAAAAAUAAAAAGUUUUAUUUAAAAUGCUAGUGAAUUGGGCAAAUUGGCGGCAGCCUAACGGCAAUACAUGUAAUUACAAUUACAACUUUCAGUUACCGUCACUUCAUCCUCAUUGUAAUUAUAUCCCUGUAGGUUAUCCCAAUCUCACUUCCACGUGGCUCGCACAAUUAUUUCAAGUCCAACAAAGCAUCAUAGCAAAUUAUCAAAAAAACUUUAAAAACACCAACAUCAGCAGCAACAAACUUGAGCCAGUCAUCAUCCAAGAAAUUCCAAGUAAGAUAACUAGUGAUAAUAAAGAUAAUCAGACUCAGACAAUGGAUCCUAAAAAAUUUGUAGUCGAGACGCGAUUUAAUGCAUUUGCUGUUAAUUUUAAAAACGUUAAUGGAAUCAGCGAAGAUCAAGUGCGUGAAGUAUUUUCCGUUUACGGUAAAAUAAAACGAAUUGCGCAAACAGGUGACGCUUAUGGUCUUUGUUUUGUUAAUUUUGAAAAUGAAGAUGAUGCUGUUAAGUCUGUAGUUGGUGUUAAAAAUCAUCCUGAUAUCAGAUUACGGGAAGCCAGAUUUACAACAGAUCGUUCUAAAAAACAAACUGAUAAUUCAUCGCGUGAUUUUUCAUUUAGUAAUUUAAAUGGAAACAACGGCAAUACUAAUACCAGUAACGGAUUCAACACAAAUACCAACAAUAAUUAUUCAAAUGGAAGUGCAAGUAAAUCAAUUGAACCGGUUGUUGACAAAAAAUUAUUUAAACCAGAUGAAUUAGUAACAGAAACUAAAAAUGAACAGGAAUCAGUUGACCUGUCACCUGGUAACAAUGCAAGCGAAAGUGAACAAAGAAACAUUUCGAUGUCACAUGAUACGCAAACUUUACCAGUCGCAAUAGAAUCAAGUGAAACUUUAAAUAACUCAAAACAAGUAACUGAAGAUGAUGUGCGUUCAAAUGCUUCAAUUAAAUCUCAAGUACAAAUCCCAGAAUUGGUUGCGAAAAUCACAAAGUUAUCAAGAGGCAGCAGCAGUUCCAUGGAGAAUGAGUUCACGUUCCCCAAGAUGCCGAUUGAGAAGAUGGCGCAGGAGAUUCUGGUGGCCAACAUCGAAGAGGGAGUCAACAUUCAUGCUAUUCUACAAUUAUUAGAAAAGUAUCAUCCGUUUGCGGCAACUGAUAUUCAAAAAUAUGUUCCAAGUAAUUUGCGUUACUGUUAUAUUUAUUUUACUUCACAGCAACGGGCUCAAGCUGUGGAAUCUGAGUUUAAUAACUGCGUUCUUAUGGAUAAACAAUUACUUGUUGUCAGAGCUAAUAACUUGGUAAAUGUUUAUGCUUAGUAUUAUUAAUAUUUUCAUAUCUAAUUAAUAAAAUAAUAAGUUAAUAUAAGUUAUAAUCAGUAAGAGAUAGACAUAUAUUUUUAAUAUUUAUAUGGGAAAUAUUUUAUAUGAAGAACAAAUGUAUAUGUAUUUUAUUUACUUAAAACGUUACUGAGAUUACGAGUAUGAAAAAGUAUUUUUUCCUAAAGUAAUUAGUUACUGUUAUGAUUAAAAAAAGCAGAGUUACAGUUUACCUUGUUGCUUGAAGCCAAAAAUAUAUAACCUUAUAUAUUAUUUAGUAGAAGUUAUAAACAGAAAAAAAGAAUUUUUUGGUGCAUGAAAAAUUUUUUGGUAUAAAAUGAAAACACAAAUUUUCUUAGGACUAGAAAAAUUUUUUCUCACCUCAAGAAAAUUUUAGUUUUCAAUUGAAAAAGAAAAAAAUUCCUUGAGGCGAGUAAAAAAUUUUGUGCAAAGAAAUCUUUUUUUUUUUUAUGUACCUGAAGAUUGGAACGUUUUUCGCGAAAUGAAAAUGAAAAAAAUUUAUGUAAUUUUACUUUAAAGGUGACGAGGGGUAGUUAUGAGUGGCCUGCAAUUUUCGGCUAACGUGCGAAACAUUUCAGAAAUCUAGAUCUGGUAGAUUUUUCACUUUUCAUUUCGUUUUUUUAUUUUCGAUACGAGAACAACUUUCCGAUCUUCAGGUACAUUUUUUUUUAAAUAUUAAGUAAAAUGAUGAAUGAUUAUCAUAAUAUAAUUUCUUUUUUUUUUUUUUUCGAAGAAUACUACUAUUAAUUCUUCAUAUAUUUAUCAAAUAAAUUGUCUCAACUAAAAUAAUAAUAGAUAUUAAAAAAGGGCUUAUUUAAACUUUUGAAAUAAUUUAAAGCGAUCGAUUAAAAUUAUUAAUUAUUAUGUUGACUAAAAAAACUUAUGAACCAAAAAUUAAAUUAAUUUGAUUUACAUUUAUAGUAUGAUAAAUAUAGUCAUAUAUAUAUACAUACAUACAUAUUAUUUGAUAUAUUUGUUUAUUUGAAGUAAGAUUAUUGUUUAAAUAAAAAUAAUUUUUUUUACUCACUGGACAUGAUUAGAUUAAAUUUAAUAUGCAAUUUAAAUAUUUAAAUUUAAAGCUCAUCAAGUU
This is a messenger RNA of Microplitis demolitor, 2529 nucleotides long. RefSeq names its product GATA zinc finger domain-containing protein 14-like. Lineage: Eukaryota; Metazoa; Arthropoda; Insecta; Hymenoptera; Braconidae. The record is from RefSeq and is a predicted model, not a curated record. Bases 126 to 1418 code for a protein of 430 amino acids. The transcript has a single exon. Gene Ontology annotation, molecular function: RNA binding.